This is a messenger RNA of Zootoca vivipara (common lizard), 4180 nucleotides long. RefSeq names its product SLAM family member 5. Gene Ontology annotation, cellular component: membrane. The record is from RefSeq and is a predicted model, not a curated record. NCBI's taxonomy places the organism in Eukaryota, Metazoa, Chordata, Lepidosauria, Squamata, Lacertidae.
UGCUAAGGAGGAGCUAAAAAACAGCUGGAGGUCGAACAAAAGGGGCUGGCUGCAAGCGCUAGUUCGUAACCACCCCUCUCAUCUCCAUAAACACCCCCGCCUUCCUCUUUUAGGCACACAGAGACAGGAGAAGCUGCUCAAUUUUUCUCUUUCUAAAAAUGCUCAAUAUCUCAUCACUUCGUACAGCUUUCAGUCCCAUCUUCUGAAUGGAUUUACGAUGAACGACCCACGUCUGUGUAUCUUAAAGAGGAAUCCUCCACGCAGCCGGCAAAGAGGGGCUGCGAAUGGCUCCAAAAGAAGCCUGGAGCUCUUUCUUCUGACUCUGUCUUUGCUUUCUUCUCUCACUGGUACUGCAAGUUUCAGAGUGCAGAAUCCUCACCAGGAGAGGGAGAGGCUGAAUGGGAUCCUGGGAGGCUCUGUGUUGCUCCCUGUAAGUAUUCCCCCCGAGAAAACACUGAAAAAGAUUGAGUGGGAUUUCCAGGGGAGAAAUGGUUCGGGAAUUCAGCUGGCUGAAUUGAUGGAAGGAAAACUGCAGAGGCUCAAUCCAAGGGACAGGUUUGGUUCAAGAUUGGAGAUGGCCAAUGAGACCACCCUGAGGAUCAAAGACUUGGAAAUGGAUGACAGUGGGAAAUAUUCCAUUAAAGUGAGGUUUAUUUCUGCACAGUAUGAAGAUUACACCUUCCACCUCUCUGUGUAUGAACCAGUCCCAGAACCAAAAAUCCUCUCCCAAAUUGUCUCCAACAGCCCAGAUGGCUGUAACGUGACCCUGCAGUGUCAGGUGGCUGAAAAGGGGGAAAUCAACAUCUCCUGGGAAAGAGGGGACGCCUUGAGAGACUUCGGAGAUGGUUCAAAGUCAUACCACCUCUCUGGCAAUGGCAAAGAUCUCCACUUGUUCUGGAAGCUCAACUCCUCAGAUCCCAACAUCACCUGCCUGGUCACCAAUCCAGCUGAUCAGAAAAGCAUCUCCUUCAACUUGCAGCACAUCUGCCAAACUGAAGGUGGCAAACCAUUCGGACUGCAUUGGAGUGGGAGCUGGAGUUUUCUCAUCAUUUUCUUUAUAAUUUUGCUCCUCUUGGCUGGAUUUGGGAUAAAGACCUGGAAGAAAAGAAGAAAGAUGCCGCCCAACAGAGCUACCUCCAUGAUGCCAACAGAGGAGGCACUUCCUGAGCCUCAGUACUCAGAGGUUGUAAAGAGGAGCCCCCCGGAAGGCAAUGAUGACCAGGUCUGAUAAAAUGGGGAAUUCCAAAUUUUCAAGGCAUUUUUCCAUUACCACGGAGGCCUGGGCUGUUGGAAAUAUCAGGAAUCGCUGCUGUAUUUACUCCACUCCUUGCCAAGUACAUUUUUGCAAUUGGUUAAAGAGCUUGCUUGCUUGCUUUUCCCACCGUCUGUAAAAUCCAGCCCUUUCUCCAUCCCGAAUCAGAGCAUCUUACUCUGUUUUAAAUUUGGUCCAUUUGCCGUCUUGAAUCAAAUACGUAUUUGCAGACAUUCCAAAUUACCUGUUUAUUUAUUUAUUUUAAACAGCUCACUAGGUGUGCUGGGCCAAGAGGAAGUCUGUGCAAAGGCAAUUUCUGGUCCCCCCGCAAGAAAAAGGGAACCAUUAAUGAAUUGUCAGAAAGGCAGACAUAUAGGCACCAUAUGGAGCUUAUAAACCACUUAAGUGUUCCAUUUUUAUAUUAUGUACAAUCAUUAUGUUAGUACUGCAGAUUUCUAGGGAAGAUGCAGGCAUGAAUUAUAUCUGUCUAAUUCCGAUUCCCUUUUGUUUGAGAACAGGGCAAAGCUUCUUUUUUAAAGUAACUUCCCUUUUCUGUUUCUCUUUUUUUAUUUUAUUGACAAUACAUCAUCAGACCUUCUAUCAUAGCAUAUGAUUUAUCAUUAGAAAUGUACUUCGCUAAGAACGAAAGAGAAUUGUUCCUACUUCCUCUGCCAGAGAGGGUCAAUCUGGGGGGAACAGUUUCUGCAACAGAAGUUCAAUUCACAGAGGCAUUUUCCUGGGGACGAUGACAACAAAAACCAAGCGGAUUUGCCCAUGGUGAUAGAGCCUCAUAAAUAGUCCCACACAUAGCAAAAACCACCAUUCUCAUGGUAUUUUUGCAGAUCAAGGCAUCACAAGGCGUGUCUGAGGUCCAGAAGUGCUGACAGCUUGGGGGCCUCUGAAGUUCCAGGGAAACUUUUACUCAGAAAAAGCCCUCAGUCACCUGGCAGUGAUAAGAUCAGCCUCAAAGCCACCAAAUUUCUAAGAACUUCUGAAAGAGCUCUGAGAAUCAGGAAGAAAAAUGGAAACCUCUUUGAUUGGAAGAGGAGAAAACUUUUGAGAAGAGCCUUGCUAAUGGCUGCUUUACCUUCCGAUUCUCUGUUUUUGAAGAGGAAAAAAAGAUUUCUCUUCUUUCAAACAGCUAUCGACUUAAGCCUUGUCAUGAGGACUGUGGACCAUGGGUUUGCUUUUCCAUGCUACUGUUUUUCCUCCUUUUCUCCAUUUUUAAUACACAGACAUCAUAAUGAGUGGCUUCUGUUGCAACCACACCAAAGAGGGAGACACAGCUGGGCUAAGGGGAACCAAAGUUCACAGAAAAGACAGACAGACAGACAGACAGAUACAGUCAUACCUUGGUUGUCAAACGCCCUGGAACCCGGACGUUUUGGAUCCCGAACGCUGCAACCCUGGAAGUUAUUGGAACCUGAACGUCUGACGAUGCUUCCGAUUGGCUGCAGGAACUUCCUGCAGCCAAUCAGAAGCCCCAAUUUGGCUUUCAAACAUUUUGGAAGUCGAACGGACUUCCGGAACAGAUUCCGUUCAACUGUAGAUAGAUGGAUGGAUAGAUAUAGGGGAAAUGGCUGGUUUAGGGGCCUUGGUGUGUUCAUUGGCACAGUAUUCUAGACAAAAGUUGGGAGUUGGAGGCCUCUGAAAUGGACUUGUUGGAAACGAAGGCGGGACUACUUCUGCAACAUAUUGUUCCAAUUCUCACUUUUGUUUAUUAUUUGCUGUUGUCUUGGGAGUUACAUGAGUGUAUUUUGUACUAUAGUUUGUGUUCCCAUUUUUGAAAGGGAGUGUGAUAUAUGUAUUUAUUCUUGCAAAGCUGCCUUAAUGCCAUUGGUCCACCUCUGUAAGUAGCUGUAGGUGGGGUGUGGGGGUGUGGCAAGGAUUAGCCCCUUCAAAUGAACAGGGACCAAUUUAGGUUUGAUGAAGCGCUAAGCCCUUUAUAAUGGGGCCCUUUAUAUGUCCAGCUGUCCUUUGGCAACCACAAAUUGUCGCUGUUCUUUGUGUUGAAUAUAUCCUGCAUGGUAAUUUAUGGACCUAAUAGGUAUCCAAAGCCAUUUGCACGUAACAAAAUAUGUAUUUUGUCAAAGUAAUUGUUGGACUGAAAUGCAAUUAUGAAGAAGUAUAUUAAUAGUGAAAUAAUUAUUAAGCUCUAACUUAAAAUGAUGUAGGUUUUAUUUUAUUAGUUUUUUAUCUUAUAUUUUGGAAAUGUACAUCCAGGGUUUUUUCCCUUUGAAUUUUUUUUGGGAGGCCCAAGAGCCCUAAGCUAUAACUUGUUUAGCUUAUACGUAAAUAUGGCACUGCAAAGGAAGCAAACAUGCAUGUGAGCAACGGGUUCACCAUAGUCACCCACCCUCUGGCCCUACCUACAUCCUCAAUCAAGGUUGUGCUAUUGUGUUAAUGUUGGAGGCGAGUCCAAGAGGAAGUCUUCAGUCCAGCCCGGAUACGGAGGCUGCCAAAGAAGGGAGGAGAGAGAAGCUUUUGGCUUCUGAGUCAAAAUUACUGCCUUUUGCUGUGGGUCUCUCUAACUGCAUCAAAGGGGCAGGCAGUGUGUUGCCCUGCCCUCCAGAUGUUAGGCUCCCCAUCCCAUUAUCCCUGGUGGUUGGUCAAACUGGCUCCUGAGUCUAAUGGGAGGAGUUGCUCCUAUUGUUAUCUGUCGUGAUCCUCUCUCACCCUUCCUCCCAAAGGAGCCCAGGAUGGUAGACAACAACAUAGCAAAAUAAUACAUUUUUUUAUUUAAAAUGAAAAGCAUAUUUAAAGCAUUGGAAUCAUUCAGUAACAUCUGGAGAGAACCACAUGGACACCCCAAGCCAUGCAAAAUACAACCUACCUGAAACAUGAACCAAGUCUUUUGCUCUUUUUAUUUAUGUUUAAAUGUAAUGCUGUUGUACUUUGUAUUGGUUAAUAAACUCAUUUGUUUAAUUA